Molecule: messenger RNA, 4145 nt
Organism: Oncorhynchus keta (chum salmon)
Lineage: Eukaryota; Metazoa; Chordata; Actinopteri; Salmoniformes; Salmonidae
Product: TAF5-like RNA polymerase II p300/CBP-associated factor-associated factor 65 kDa subunit 5L
Exons: 5
Coding region: 172-1995 (607 amino acids)
Biological process (GO): regulation of DNA-templated transcription
Cellular component (GO): nuclear protein-containing complex; histone acetyltransferase complex
Molecular function (GO): protein binding; transcription coactivator activity
Source: RefSeq, a predicted model, not a curated record
ACUCCAAGAUGAGAGCGAGCUGCUAUUUGAUGGAAGGGGUGGACAUACAUGAUGAUGGGGUUGCUACGAAAGGCAGCGGGAUAUUUGUGAUAAGAACAAAUCACAUUGCUUAAAUAUAAUUUCCUUAAUAGCUGUAACUAACAAGGAAGAAUAUCAGCACGAUAUGCAGUUAUGAAGCGGGUACGCACGGAGCAGAUCCAGUACACUGUAGCUCAGUACCUGAAGCGGAGGCAGUAUGUGGAUACUGAAAGUUCCCUGAAGGGGGCUAAACUGUCCCAGUCCGCAGAGGAGAUGGCUGCCAACCUCACAGUGCAGGCAGAGUCGGGGUGUGCAAACAUUGUCUCUGCUGCCCCUUGUCAAGCUGACCCUCAACAGUACGAGACCCAAUUUUCCAGACUACGCAAUUUUCUCUCAGAAGCGGCGUUGCCAUGGGGCCAGGAGGUGAGCUGCGUCCUGUACCCGCUCUUCGUUUAUCUCCACCUGGACAUGGUGCGCUGCAGCUUGAAGGGGGCGGUGGAUGGCUUCUACAGCCGCUUCCACAGCCUCUUCCUGGGGGACGCCGAGCAGCGCUCCACCGUGGAGCAGCUUCGCCACGUCCUCACCCAGCAGGAUGUCAACGCCAACCCUAAGCUCCUGGCCUUCCUCGACCACAAAUACGUGGUGAAUCUGACGGAGCCGGCCUACAGUUACUUGUUACGGUAUCUGCAGAGUGAAGACAACAGUACCCUCUGUAGGGCCCUCAGCACCCACGUCCAGGUAGAGGUCACCUCCUCACCACGCACCGACUACCAACUGUACGGGAUGACGGGAGCAGGAGCCGCCGGGGCUGCCAUCACGGCCCCCAACUCUACCUCCUCGUGGUCGGGAGCGGAUGGCCCUGAGCGAGAGGAGGCGGCGGGGGUGGAAGUCCCCACAGGGAUCCCGCAGAGCGAGGUGGCCCUGGAGGCACUGCAGGACUGCAUUAAGAAAGUGCGUGAGGGGCCACCAUCGCUCACCACCGUGUGCUUCUACGCCUUCCAGCACACGGAGCAGCUGCUGAACGCGGCAGAGGUGUCGGCCGACAGCAAGCUGCUGGCCGCCGGGUUCGACAGUUCGGCCGUCAAGCUAUGGAGCCUUAGGGCCAGGAAACUGAAGGCCAGGCCACACCGGGCCGACGUGUCACACAUCCGCUUAGCAUGCGACGUGCUGGAAGAGGAGGCAGAUGAAGAGGACGGCUCGGGCAGCGAGAUCAAGACCCUGCGUGGCCACAGCGGUCCGGUGUUCCGCACGGCCUUCCUGACAGACAGCUCGGGCCUGCUGUCCUGCUCGGAGGACACGUCCAUUCGCUACUGGGACCUAGGGAGCUUCACCAACACGGCCCUCUACCAGGGCCAUGCCUACCCCGUCUGGGACGUGGACGUCAGCCCCUGCAGCCUCUACUUUUCCAGCAGCUCCCACGACCGCACUGCCCGCCUCUGGACCUUCUCCAGGACAUACCCCCUGAGGCUCUACGCCGGCCACCUAGCAGACGUGGACUGUGUCAAGUUCCACCCCAACUCAAACUACCUAGCCACAGGCUCCACGGAUAAAACUGUCCGCCUCUGGAGUACCCAGCAGGGGGCGUCGGUGCGCCUGUUCACAGGCCACCGCGGCCCUGUGUUGUCUGUAGCUUUCGCGCCCAAUGGGAAGUACCUGGCGUCGGCGGGCGAGGACCAGCGAGUGAAGCUGUGGGACCUGGCCUCAGGCGCUCUGGUCAAGGACCUGAGGGGCCACACGGACAGUGUCACCAGCCUGUCGUUCAGCCCCGACAGCAGCCUGGUGGCCUCCUCUUCCAUGGAUAACUCAGUCAGGGUGUGGGACAUCCGAAACUCCCAUGGGACGACCCACGCGGAUAGUUCGUCCAGCGAGCUGGUGGGGCUCUACACGGGAAACACCAGCAACGUGCUCAACGUCCAGUUCAUGGCCUGUAACUUGCUCCUGGUGACGGGAACGGCGCAAGAGAAACAUGGACAGUAGACAUUUUGUUUUGUCUGGCCUGUCUGUCUAUUUAGUUUAGUUUUAAAAGACUGUUUUGUCUGGAGGGUCUCAUCUCAGACAUGGUCACCAUGGAGACAUACAUGUUAUCUUCCCUAAGCCAAUUACAGAGAGGUAUAAUUUCAGGUCAAAAGGUCACUUGCUAAAAUUGCCCACUCAAGAGGUUGUUUUUGACAAGAUCUCUGAGUAGAAAAGAGAUGUUAAUCUGAACAUACUAAAAAAUGACUUGGUUUUAUUUUGAUGCUUAUAUCCACAAUGCCAAAAUGAGAAGUUACAGUUGAAGUCAAAGUUUACAUACACCUUAGCCAAAUACAUUUACUCAGUUCUUCACAAUUUCUGACAUUUAAAAGUAAAAAUUCCCUGUCUUAGGUCAUUUUAGGAUCAACACUUUAUUUUAAGAAUGUGAAAUGUCAGAAUAAGAGUGAUUUAUUUCAGCUUUUAUUUUUUUCAUCACUUAAGCCAUUUUGCCACAAUUUUGGAAGUUUUCUUGGGGUCAUUGUCCAUUUGGAAGACCCAUUUGCGACCAAGCUUUAACUUCCUGACUGAUGUCUUGAGAUGUUGCUUCAAUAUAUCCACAUAAUUUUCCUGCCUGAUGAAGCCAUCUAUUUUGUGAAGUGCACCAGUCCCUCCUGCAGCAAAGCACCCCCACAACAUGAUGCUGCCACCCCCGUGCUUCACGGUUGGGAUGGUGUUCUUUGGCUUGCAAGCCUCCCCCUUUUUCCUCCAAACAUAACGAUGGUCAUUAUGGCCAAACAGUUCUAUUAUUAUUUAUUUUUUUCAUCAGACCAGAGGACAAUUCUCCAAAAAGUGUCCCCAUGUGCAGUUGCAAACCGUAGACUGACUUUUUUGUAUGGCGGUUUUGGAGCAGUGGCUUCUUCCUUGUUGAGCAGCCUUUCAGGUUAUGUCGAUAUAGGACUCGUUUUUACUGUGGAUAUAGAUACUUUUGUACCCGUUUCCUCCAGCGUCUUCACGAGGUCCUUUGCUGCUGUUCUGGGAUUGAUUUGCACUUUUCGCACAUUAAUCUCUAGGAGACAGAACGCGUCUCCUUCCUGAGCGGUAUGACAGCAGCUGAGCGGUAUGACAGCUGCGCACCCAUGGUGUUUAUACUUGCGUACUAUUGUUUGUACAGAUGAACGUGGUAUCUUCAGGCAUUUGGAAAUUGCUCCCAAGGAUGAACCAGACUUGUGGUGGUCUACACUUUUUUGGCUGAAUUUAUUUUGAUUUUCCCAUAAUAUCAAGCAAAGAAGCACUGAGUGUGAAGGUAGUCCUUGAAAUAAUCCACAGGUACAUCCAAUUGACUCAAAUGACGUCAAUUAGCCUAUUAGAAGCUUCUAAAGCCAUGACAUCAUUUUCUGAAAUUUUCCAAGCUGUUUAAAGGCACAGUGAACUUAGUGUAUGUAAACUUCUGACCUACUGGAAUUAUGAUACAGUGUGAUAAGUAAUAAGUGAAAUCGUCUGUCUUUAAACAAUUGUUGGAAAAAUUACUUGUGUCAUGCACAAAGUAGAUGUCCUAACCGACUUGUCAAAAUUAUAGUUUGUCAACAAGAAAUUUGCGGAGUGGUUGAAAAACGAGUUUUAAUGACUCCAACCUACAAGUAUAUGUAAACUUCAACUGUACAUGUAAGAGGGUAGAUUCAUUAGAAAUAACUUUUUGAUUUAUGGCAUUUUCACCAAGAACUACCUGAUGGGUUCUACUAGUGAGAACUCAUAACUUUUCAGGUUUCCCAAAUAUUUCCAAUAAAUUCACAUCUAAGUAGAGUUUCCAGGUAGAAUGUUAGCUUGGCAUGGUUCCGGAUGAGGAUUGCAUUUUGGGUCUAGUGCCUUGAGGGUCAACACCUGUUUUAUUCGGUCACGCACAAAAUUCACAUUGAUCUAAAAAAAAUGGGUCUCUGGCUAUUCGAUUACUUGAGUUGUUUAAAAAUCAGCAUCUCCCCAGGAUUGGUCCUCAUACAGUUGUUAAACGUCAUCACCACUAACUGAGAAUGUUGGCAUGCUAUGAAAUGCUGAACUGCGACCAAUAUGAGGUCAAUCACAUGGAAAGAAUGACAACUGUACUUUGUUUCUUUACCAUUCUGUCAGUGGCAUUAUUUGUAAUAUGCUGAGAAGUGUAAAUAUAUUUUUGUAAUCUCUGA